AUGGGUUGUGGUGCUUCACACGGACCAAUUGGCACCCUUGAGGUGAAGCCGCUUCAUGCGACGGAGGAUUUCUGGCCUCCCAAGAAGAAUAACAACAAUGAAGAUAUUAACAACAGGAAUAACAACAAUGAUCAUCCUAGUGAUGAGAAUAAUAAUGAUGGAAGAGAUCAAGUGGAAUUACCUGACGAUAAUGGCAUCUCAUCUGAGCGACCGUCUAUCAGUGAAUCCUCAGGGAACGAUAAAAGUGACUCACCACCUCCUCGACCGACUGAUAAAUCCAAAAAUAAUAAUAAUAAAGAAGUAGAAGAGGAUAAUGACAAUGUUAUAGUCAGUAAUAAGAGCUGUUCCUAUACUGGUGUUGGUACUGAUAUUGGUAUGGAGCGUCAUCGUUCUGUUUCCCCUGCGCCUGGUCUCUCUGAGUACGCCACCCUCCCCCUUCGCCACAUCCAUAAAAAGUUAAAACACAACCACCGCGUGUUUCGCAUUUGCCUCACCGGCGGCCCGUGCGCGGGGAAGUCGACGUUCCUGACGCAACUGCAGACGAAGCUGCCGGCCCGCACCGGCUACAAGGUGUACUGCGUGCCGGAGGCGGCCUCGCUGCUGGUGGGCGGCGGGAUGGAGUGGAACGGGGAGACGGUGGAGGACCAGCAGCUCGCCCUCCUCCGCGUGCAGCUCGCGCUGGAGGACCAGUUCUACCGCGUCGCGCUGGUGGCCGGGCAGCCGGCGGUGGUCGUCUCCGACCGCGGGACGAUGGACGGCCGCGCCUUCUGCCCGCCCGACACCUUCGGCCGCAUCCUCCGCCGCCUCGGCGCCACGCUGGAGGGCCUGCGGGACCGCUACGACGCCGUCCUCCACCUCGUCACCGCCGCCAGCGGGGCGGAGGCCUACUACAAUAUGGACAACCCAGCAAGAUACGAGGGGCUGGAGGCCGCAGUGGAGUCCGACUUGAAACUACGGCAGUCCUACGUAGGACACCCCAUGCUGCGGAUUAUUGAUAACUCUACCACCUUUGAGGAAAAAAUGGAACGGGGAUUGGCUCUCGUCGGACAGGUUAUCGGGCAAAAGUUCUCUAUGCAAAAUACAACUUAUUAUCUGGUAAGGCGAUGUCCAAAGGAACUUCCUGUCCAAUAUGCCGUAUGUACUCUCACUAUUACAGUACUCUGUAAUAGCGUUUUUAAUGAUAUUCGUCUUCUUAUUAAACGUGAAAAUUCUUCAGGUGAUUGUAUGUAUUUCUUUAACUCUAUACGAAAUGCUAAUGGACAGGGUAAUGGUUCUGGUACUCAUUCCAAAGAUGAAAGUCUCGCACGUGAGGCAUCACCUGGACAUUAUGAAGAUUUACAAGCUAUGCAUGAUGCUUUUAUGUGGGUAGAUGCAGGUCGUCGAGUAAAGAAUGAACAACGUAUAAGUAGUAAAGAGUAUAGUAGUCUUAUUAAAAAUCGUGACACACUUCGUCGAGAUGUUGUUUUACGUGCUGUUAAUUUUAUUCAUGAUGAUAACCGGUAUGAAGUAACUACCAUAGUGGAACCCAUAUGGGCUGCAGGGAAACAAGCAUUAACACUUGAGUGUGAUGAUCAGGUAAAGGCGAAAUUUCCGUCCUUUAUUGAGGUUGAUCGUGAGGUACCAAUAGACAGUUUCUCUACUGCUUUUCUUAUAUCACAUGCAGAAAUGGGAUCACUGUAUACAUCACUGGCCUAUGCACCAGUCUUUACACGGGGCAUCAUGGCAAAAGACUCAAACACAGAAUCAGAUGAUAUUGCCAAAGAAAAUAAUAAUAAUAAUAAUAAUAAUAAUAAUAAUAAUAAUAAUAAUAAUAAUAAUAAUAAUAAUAUCAGUACUGUUGACCAGAAUAUUGAGAGUGUCUCACACAAAAAGGAAGUGGAUAAGCCAGUUAAGAUAAAGAAGAAUAAGAAAAAGAGACGCUCCAAGCUCAUUUCUAAUGAGCACACUCCACAGUUACCGCUUGAGUCUAAACCCGUAAAUACGGUCAAUAAUGAAACUGAUAUAUCAAAACCAGUUGAUGAAUCUGAUCAUAUUAAAAAGAACUUAGUUAAUGAGUUUAUCAAUAAGAAUAAUUCGUCCAAUGAAUCUAUCUCUGGAGAAAAACCGAAAUCUACUCAUUUUUCUAAACCAAAACUUGGUUCUAUUAAAACUACUUCAAACUCGUCUUCCUUGUUGCAUUCCACGCCACCACCACCACCACCACCGCCACCUAGCGUCCCAUCAACAGCAAAUCCUCGUGGAAUGAUAAUGAGUCAGCAUUAG
Messenger RNA from Trypanosoma theileri, 2262 nucleotides. RefSeq lists its product as uncharacterized. The transcript has a single exon. The coding region runs from base 1 to 2262 and encodes 753 amino acids. Lineage: Eukaryota; Euglenozoa; Kinetoplastea; Trypanosomatida; Trypanosomatidae. Gene Ontology annotation, molecular function: phosphatidylinositol binding; GTP binding; phosphatidic acid binding. The record is from RefSeq and is a predicted model, not a curated record.